This is a messenger RNA of Gloeophyllum trabeum ATCC 11539, 1144 nucleotides long. RefSeq lists its product as uncharacterized. Bases 65 to 766 code for a protein of 233 amino acids. The record is from RefSeq and is a predicted model, not a curated record. NCBI's taxonomy places the organism in Eukaryota, Fungi, Basidiomycota, Agaricomycetes, Gloeophyllales, Gloeophyllaceae. The transcript is spliced from 8 exons.
CGCUGACGGUGUAGGAGGCUGGGUCGACAGCGGGGUCGACCCAUCUUUAUUCUCACAAGCAUUGAUGUUUCACGCCCAUCGAUACUCUAAACAUGCUUGGGCUGGGGAACCGGAGAUCGAUCCUACAUUGGACUAUGAGGAACGGGAACAGGUAGAGGGAUGGGAGAUGACACCACAAGAAUGCCUGGAACUCUCAUUUGAUGCUGUACUACGGGAACGGAGCGUACUAGCUGGCUCCAGCACGGCAUGCCUACUUAACCUCAAUGCUUCAUCGGGCGUCCUGCGGUCAGCAAAUCUAGGAGACAGUGGAUUCUCGAUAAUCCGGUCAUCGCAAGUGGUCUUUCGACAAGAGCCCCAAACACAUUUCUUCAAUUGCCCAAAACAGUUGACAAAACUGCCUCGUAGCUCUCGCAGAUUCUCCAACUCAGCCGUCGACUCGCCCAAAGAUGCAGAUCUGCACGAGACGCGCCUACGAGACGGAGACAUCGUCGUCGUUUACACUGACGGCUUAUCAGACAACGUGUUUCCGUCCGAGCUGGUCUCGAUAUGCUCCCUCGUAGCGCGCCAGAUGGGCGGGCGGAAAACCGAGGACGAACAGGCGCAGACAAUGGCGAAUCGUAUCGUCGAGUAUGCACGAUUGUGUAUGCACAACAAGCAGCGAGUCAGCCCGUUCGAAAGAGCUGCUGCGAGGGAGGGGAUGUAUUUCCGCGGAGGAAAAGUGGACGAUGUAACAGUCAUUGUCGCGCUCGUCCGCGAGACCGCAUAGCAAAAGCCGAAGCAUCGGCACCGGCAGUCUCGCGACAUGCACCGCGUCCAAGGUAUACCACAGCGAGCCCUGGAGCCACCAUAGACAUUGUUUACCCGCUAUUUAUACUACUGUAAUACAUAUUUAUGCUGCGCCACCCAAUACACCCGCAAACACACUUGACGUCCCAUGCAAGCGACUGCACUAUGAAAGCAAGAACGGACAACAACCGUCCGCAUCAAACCCGCACACCAAUUCUUAACCCGCUCGCGCACCUCACAGCCGCCUCUCAAUAAAGCUCUCAAUCACCCCCGCAGUCGUCAACGGGUACUCCUUCAACACCACCUCGUGCCCGCUCACGAACGUAUUCGGCUGCACGAAGAUCUUGCGCGGCUGCUU